AUGGCUUCUGCGGAAGCUGAUUCCCGCCUUAUUAACAGCGUUCUAGUCCCAGCCCUAGAGAAAAUCAUCAAGAACAGCUCCUGGCGCAAACACUCCAAACUCGGAAAUGAAUGCAAAUCGUUGCUUGAACGCAUUACUUCUGCUGAAAAGCCCCCUCCGCUAUCUCCUACUUCCCCUAAAUCAGAGGAAAAUCAAUCAAACGUGGAGCCGGUAUCACAUUCAGAACUGCCCGGCGUGCUACACGAUUCUGGAUCCAGUGAACAAAGUCUAGCUGAAUCAGAACUUAUUUUAAGUCCUUUCAUCAAGGCUUGCUCUUCGGGAGAUCUCAAGAUCGCUGAGCCUGCGUUAGAUUGUAUACAGAAAUUGAUAGCUUAUGGAUACUUACGUGGUGAAUCGGAUCCUAGUGGUGGACCCGACGCAAAGCUGUUGUCGACACUGAUCGAAUCGGUUUGUAAAUGUUGUGAUUUGGGAGAUGAGGGAGUGGAGUUGCUGUUGUUGAAAACAAUUUUAUCAGCUGUGACGUCCAUACAGUUGAGGAUACAUGGUGAUAGUUUAUUGCAGAUUGUGAGGACUAGUUAUGAUAUUUAUCUAAGUAGCAAGAAUGUGGUUAAUCAGACGACGGCGAAGGCUUCGUUGAUUCAGAUGCUUGUAAUUGUGUUUAGGAGGAUGGAGGCGGAUUCCUCAACAGUGCCAGUGCAGCCGAUAGUGGUGGCCGAGUUGAUGGAGCCUGCUGAGAAGGGGGAAGACGGUGAUGGGUCGAUGACAAUGUUUGUUCAAGGGUUUAUUAGCAAGGUUAUGCAGGAAAUAGAUGGGGUUUUGAAUCAGGGAACUCCGGUAGGAUCCAAUGGUGGGGCUCAUGAUGGGGCGUUUGAGACAAGGGCCUCGACUACGGAGUCAACAAAUCCUGCUGAUCUGUUAGAUUCUACUGAUAAGGAUAUGUUGGAUGCCAAAUAUUGGGAAAUGAGCAUGUAUAAAACAGCAUUGGAGGGACGGAAAGGUGAGUUGGCAGAUGGGGAGGGGGAGAGGGAUGAUGAUUUGGAUGUGCAGAUUGGGAAUAAGCUGAGAAGGGAUGCCUUUUUGGUGUUUAGGGCUCUAUGUAAGCUAUCGAUGAAGACCCCUCCAAAAGAGGCAUUGGCAGAUCCACAGUUGAUGCGAGGGAAAAUUGUUGCGUUGGAGUUGCUCAAGAUUUUGUUGGAGAAUGCUGGGGCUAUUUUUAGAACUAGUGAAAGAUUUUUGGGUGCCAUUAGGCAGUAUCUAUGCCUGUCUUUGUUGAAGAACAGUGCAUCUACACUUGUGAUUGUAUUUCAGCUCUCCUGUUCAAUCUUCUUUAGCUUGGUUUCAAGAUUCAGAGCUGGAUUGAAAGCAGAAAUUGGAGUGUUCUUUCCCAUGAUUGUUCUUAGGGUUCUAGAAAAUGUUGCUCAACCUAAUUUCCAGCAGAAGAUGAUUGUACUGCGAUUUUUUGAAAGGCUGUGUGUUGAUUCACAGAUCUUGGUAGAUAUAUUCAUCAACUAUGAUUGUGAUGUCAAUUCAUCUAACAUAUUUGAGAGGACAGUAAAUGGACUUCUUAAAACGGCUCAAGGUGUCCUGCCUGGGGUUGCGACUACCCUUUUGCCACCCCAGGAUGCAGCCUUGAAACAUGAAGCAAUGAAGUGCUUAGUGGCUAUUUUAAAAUCAAUGGGGGAUUGGAUGAACAAACAGUUGCACAUUCCUGAUCCUCAUUCAGAAAAGAAAUUUGAGUUUGUCGAGAACAAUUCGGAAAUGGGAGAUUCUCCCAUGGAAAAUGGGAAUGCAAAUGAGAAUGAGCCUGUUGAUGGGCUGGAUUCUCAUUCCGAAGCCUCUAAUGAAGUUUCAGAUGCUUCAACAAUUGAGCAGCGCCGGGCUUACAAGCUUGAACUUCAGGAAGGUAUCUCUCUUUUUAAUAGGAAACCUAAAAAAGGCAUCGAAUUCUUGAUCAACGUGAAUAAAGUGGGGAAUUCGCCUGAAGAAAUAGCAGAUUUCUUAAAGAAUGCUUCUGGUUUGAACAAGAGUUUGAUUGGUGAUUACCUUGGGGAAAGAGAAGAUCUAUCGCUGAAAGUAAUGCAUGCUUAUGUUGAUUCCUUUGACUUUAAAGGUAUGGAUUUUGAUGAGGCAAUCAGAUCCUUUCUACGAGGAUUUAGAUUGCCUGGUGAGGCACAGAAGAUUGAUCGAAUUAUGGAAAAAUUUGCUGAACGUUACUGCAAAUGCAAUCCUAAGGCAUUCAUUAGUGCUGAUACAGCCUAUGUCCUUGCCUACUCUGUUAUACUGCUCAAUACUGAUGCUCAUAAUCCCAUGGUUAAGAAUAAGAUGUCAGCUGAUGAUUUUAUAAGAAAUAAUCGUGGCAUAGAUGAUGGAAAAGAUUUGCCCGCAGAGUACCUAAGAUCAUUGUAUGCACGAAUAUCAAAAAAUGAAAUUAAAAUGAAAGAAGAUGAUCUAGCCCUUCAACAGAGGCAGUCUGCAAAUUCAAACAGGAUUUUGGGUUUAGACAGUAUCCUAAACAUUGUGGUGCGCAAGAGAGCUGAUGAAAGUAAUACGAGCGAUGAUCUUAUGCAACACAUGCAAGAACAGUUUAAAGAGAAGGCACAAAAAUCUGAGUCAGUUUAUUAUGCUGCAACAGAUGUCUUUAUACUCAGAUUCAUGGUAGAGGUAUGCUGGGCUCCUAUGCUUGCUGCCUUUAGUGUUCCUCUUGAUCAAAGUGACGAUGACAUAGUAAUUGCUCAAUGUCUGGAAGGCUUCCGGUAUGCAGUACAUGUUACAGCAGCAAUGUCCAUGAAGACUCAUCGAGAUGCUUUUGUGACGUCGCUUGCAAAGUUUACCUGCCUUCAUUCACCAGCAGAUAUUAAACAAAAGAAUAUAGAGGCCAUCAAGGCAAUGGUUACAAUUGCAUAUGAAGAUGGGAAUUACCUACAGGAGGCCUGGGAGCAUAUUUUGACUUGUGUUUCUCGAUUUGAGCACUUGCAUUUGUUGGGAGAGGGGGCUCCUCCAGAUGCCACAUUCUUUGCUGUUAAUCAGAAUGAAUCUAACAAAUCACAGCCAAAAUCAAAUAUCCUUCCUGUUCUUAGGAAAAAGGGAGCUGGUAGGAUUCAUCAGGUAGCUGCAGCUAUGAGAAGAGGUUCAUAUGAUAGUGCUGGCAUUGGCGGCAAUGCUUCUGCUGGUAUUACAUCAGAACAGGUGAACAAUUUGGUCUCCAACUUAAGCAUGUUGGAACAAGUUGGAGAAAUGAAUCGUAUAUUCACAAGGAGUCAGAAACUAAACAGCGAGGCUAUAAUAGACUUUGUGAAGGCACUUUGUAAGGUGUCUAUGGAGGAGUUACGUUCUACAUCUGACCCGAGAGUAUUCAGCCUCACAAAAAUAGUUGAGAUUGCCCACUACAACAUGAACCGCAUCAGGCUCGUGUGGACAAGCAUCUGGAAUGUACUCUCUGAUUUUUUUGUGACCAUAGGCUGUUCUGAGAACUUGUCAAUUGCAAUAUUUGCCAUGGACUCUUUACGCCAACUAUCUAUGAAGUUUUUAGAGCGAGAAGAGUUGUCUAAUUACAAUUUUCAGAAUGAUUUUAUGAAGCCUUUUGUGAUUGUCAUGCGCAAGAGUAGCGCUGUGGAAAUUAGAGAAUUGAUAAUCCGAUGUGUUUCUCAAAUGGUUUUAUCACGUGUGAAUAAUGUCAAGUCCGGAUGGAAAAGCAUGUUCAUGGUCUUCACGGCAGCAGCUUCUGAUGACCACAAAAGCAUUGUACUUCUCGCCUUUGAAAUAAUUGAGAAGAUAGUUCGAGAUUAUUUCCCAUACAUUACAGAGACAGAAACCACAACUUUUACAGAUUGUGUAAAUUGUCUAAUCGCAUUCACCAAUAACAGAUCUGACAAAGAUAUUAGUCUCAGUGCUAUCAGUUUCUUGCGUUUCUGUGCGGCCAAACUCGCUGAAGGAGAUCUAGGAUCCUCCUCAAUAUACAAGGACAAGGAAUCUUCUGAAAAGAUUUCCCCUUCUCCACGUCAGCAAGGAAAAGAUGGGAAUUAUGAGCGUGGAGGGUUGGCAGAUAAGGAAGAUCAUUUAUACUUCUGGUUUCCAUUAUUGGCUGGAUUGUCUGAACUUAGCUUUGACCCGAGGCCUGAGAUUAGGAAGAGUGCCCUUCAAGUACUCUUUGAUACAUUAAGGAACUAUGGCGGUCACUUCUCUCUGCCACUGUGGGAAAGGGUGUUUGACUCGGCCCUCUUUCCCAUCUUUGAUUAUGUCCGCCAUGCUUAUGAUCCUUCUGGUGAGGGCCAACUGCAACAAGGGGUCGAUGUUGAUGUGGACGAGCUUGAUCAAGACUCUUGGCUGUAUGAGACAUGCACUCUUGCCCUCCAGUUGGUUAUGGAUCUUUUUGUCAACUUCUAUGACACCCUUAAUCCGCUUCUGGAGAAGGUUCUGUUGUUAUUAGUAAGUUUUAUCAAACGUCCUCACCAAAGCCUUGCUGGUAUUGGUAUUGCUGCAUUUGUUCGUUUGAUGAGCAGUGCUGGAGAAUUCUUUACUGACGAUAAAUGGCUUGAAGUGGUUUUGUCCCUUAAGGAAGCAGCUAAUGCAACACUUCCCUAUUUCUCAUUCAUUCUCAAUAAAGAUGGUAUGAACUUGAAGUAUGAAGAUGUUUCAACAAGACAAAGUAAUGGGGACUCUGCUGAAUCUAGUAUGCAGGAUGACAAUUUGGAGAAUCUGCAGAAGAAUCGUGUAUAUGCUGCCAUUUCCGAUGCCAAAUGCCAUGCUGCAGUUCAGCUUUUACUGAUCCAGGCAAUAACGGAGAUCUACAACAUGUAUAGACCUCAUCUAUCAGCAAACAACACCAUGGUUCUAUUCGAUGCAGUGCAUGGAGUCGCAACUCAUGCUCACAAGAUAAAUGUCGAUACCACAUUACGCGCCAAGCUACAAGAAUUCGGACCCAUGACACAAAUGCAGGAUCCGCCAUUACUACGUCUCGAGAACGAAUCCUACCAAAUCUGCCUAACAUUUAUCCAGAAUCUUGCACUUGAUAAACCUCCGUUUUACGAGCAAUCUAAAGUGGAAUCGACCCUGGUUACCCUUUCCCAAGAAGUACUGAAAUUCUACGUCGAAAUAGCGCUUACGAACGAACCGUCUUCCGGGGUCCACCCCCGGUGGUCGAUACCCUUAGGGUCUGGUAAAAAGAGGGAACUGGCGGCUCGUGCUCCACUUAUCGUUGUAACUCUACAGGCCGUAUGUAGUUUGGGUGAUUCUUCGUUUGAGAAGAACCUAGGUGGCUAUUUCCCGCUGAUAUCGAGCUUGAUUAGGUGUGAACAUGGGUCGAGUGAUGUUCAAGUGGCUCUUAGCGAGAUGCUCGGGUCUGCGGUUGGACCUGUUUUGCUACGGUCGUGUUGAUAACGGUAUCUUUAAACUCUGUGUGUGUGUGUGUGUUUUGUUUUAAUAAUUUGUUUGUUAUUGAUGCCACUUGUUUGUUAGUGUUGAAAAUAUAAUAGCAGCAGCUUUAGCGAGGGCCAUUUAGAAGUGAAUAAAUAUGAUCAAAGGAGAAUUUUGUUUGUAUCUUUGUAACACAAAAUUGCUUAUCUUUUCAUUUGAUAUACAAAGGUUUUU
Molecule: messenger RNA, 5586 nt
Organism: Cynara cardunculus var. scolymus (artichoke)
Lineage: Eukaryota; Viridiplantae; Streptophyta; Magnoliopsida; Asterales; Asteraceae
Product: brefeldin A-inhibited guanine nucleotide-exchange protein 2-like
Exons: 11
Coding region: 1-5373 (1790 amino acids)
Biological process (GO): regulation of ARF protein signal transduction
Cellular component (GO): trans-Golgi network
Molecular function (GO): guanyl-nucleotide exchange factor activity
Source: RefSeq, a predicted model, not a curated record